AUGGGAGCGAGGUACCGUCCCAAACUCUUCUCUUCCCCUGCUUUCGUCGCUGGAAAAGUUCCUUGCCAACAUAUAAUAUACAGAAUCCCGGAUUGUGGCAUAAACUUCUGUAAAAACGGCUGGUGUGAGGAGACUUUGGUAGGCUACAACUGUCGCUGCUCAAGUGGGUUUCGAGGGAGACACUGCGAUGAACAGAUCACAGAGUCAACGACGGAAGCGACGACCAAGCCUACGACGAGCCCUACGACUACGAUGUCUAAACGCUCAGACGCAACGACUUUUCAAAACACCAUUUUCUCUAAUUCAAGAGAAUCAUCGACUACGGAGGCGACGAUCAAACCCACGACGUACCCUACGACCACGAUGUCAGACACGACGACAUCGCAAGAAACCAUCAUCUCCGCAUGCUCAUCUCCUCCGGUGGAAUAUGAAUACGGCGGGUCGUCCUACAAUUUCAGCACUUGCAAGAUGAAUCAAGCUUCCGCGGUUUCUGCUUGUUUCCAAUACGGAUCUCAUCUGGUCUUCAUCGAGUCCCAAGAGGAACAGGACUUCAUCGUAGAGGGUGCAACUAAGGACUACUGGAUCGGGCUGACCGGCUCAAGUCCCGAUGACGCAAUGUGGCUAGACGGAUCAAGUCUUACAUAUAGUAAUUUUAACGUUCAUUCGUUUGCUAAAUGGAAUCCAAACUGUUUCCGAAUUAAUUCUAAUGAUCAAUUUAUUUGGCGUGAUAGGAAUUGCUCCAAACAAUUUACAUACAUAUGCGAACGAGAAAUGGGGAUAUAGAUAUUGGAUUUGUUCCUUGCAAUUUGUCAUACCA
Strongylocentrotus purpuratus (purple sea urchin) is the source of this 817-nucleotide messenger RNA. RefSeq names its product C-type lectin domain family 4 member K-like. Gene Ontology annotation, molecular function: carbohydrate binding. The record is from RefSeq and is a predicted model, not a curated record. NCBI's taxonomy places the organism in Eukaryota, Metazoa, Echinodermata, Echinoidea, Camarodonta, Strongylocentrotidae. The coding region runs from base 1 to 783 and encodes 260 amino acids. Gene Ontology annotation, cellular component: external side of plasma membrane. Gene Ontology annotation, biological process: biological process involved in interspecies interaction between organisms. The transcript has 6 exons.